Messenger RNA from Drosophila kikkawai, 2199 nucleotides. Its product is annotated as phenoloxidase-activating factor 2-like. Gene Ontology annotation, molecular function: serine-type endopeptidase activity. Lineage: Eukaryota; Metazoa; Arthropoda; Insecta; Diptera; Drosophilidae. The record is from RefSeq and is a predicted model, not a curated record. Gene Ontology annotation, biological process: proteolysis.
CUUGGUGAAACCCAAGCUUAGCGAUUAUCUUCGGUGCGCGUAUCUCCAGAUCUUAAAGUUUCGGAUCAUUCUCGUCCUGCAAUGGCGUUUGGAUUAACUAACCGGUGCAGCUGGCUGAUCCCAGCUGUCCUCCUGCUCAUGCUGACCUUGGCCCUGGCAAAGCCGAGUUCCCCGUCAGUCCAGGAUUAUUCGGUCUUCGAUGAGAGCUGCGGAAUCAACAUGGUGUGCGUGCCACGGAAGUUGUGCCGGGACAAGAUUAUAAAGGACGAUGGGGUCAGCCUCAUUACUCCCAUUAUCGGCCAGACCGGCCAUGUUUGCUCCAGAGUUCUUGAUCGCUGCUGUAAGGUGCCACCGAAGGAGGACAACGUCCAAACAUAAUCUGAGGAAUCGCACGGCGCCACUUGAAUUACGAUUUAUACAAAAGUUCUGAAAGUUCAAUCCCAUAAAUUUAAAUUUUAUCAAAAUAAAAUGCAUUUUAAUAAUAACCAAAUAGAAAUGCAAUUUUCUUAGAAUGCAACAAGCAAUGUUAUCUGAUGUAGUUGAAAUGAGGCACUCACCUGGAUGAAAAUACCUAAAACAUUCAUUCAGAUUCCAUACGCCCCGUUGGCCCAACAAUAACUCAUCCAUGGCGAGUUAUUACGAUUUAAUCAUUACUAUAUUGGAAAUAAAAUGCUGUACAGACUCUCUCUAGCCGGUUUUAUAAAUUGCUUAGAUUUCCUACCAAGCGACUCAGUUGUCUUGGCGAAACUGAAGCUGAAACAUCAUCGGAUCAGCGACAUUUAUCUCCACAGUCAAUACAAAUGGCGCCGGCUAUGCUCCUCCUGCUGAUCCUCCUUGCGAUUGGAGUCAAUGCUCAGGAUUUUCCAUCACCGAAGUGCCAUCAGAACGAGCUUUGCACGACAGUGAAGCGUUGCGAAGAGUCGGAUGACUCCGGCCAGAAGGUUAUCAAACCGAGAGUAGCCAUUCGCUUUUGCGGUGAGGGCUUGAUGUGUUGCGAUAAGGAGCAGCUCAAGAGCUGGGAUACUUUUCAGGAGGAAGAAAAGUCGAUCCAAAACAAGGUGAGCCGGUUCCCAGAACCAAAGCCCAACGAGAGCUGCGGCCUAAACAUGGAAUGCGUGCCGCGGAAGCUGUGCCGUGACAACAUUAUCGAUGACGCUGGAGUCAGCCUCAUAAAUCCAAGGAUCGGCAAAACGCAGUGUUCCAAGUCCCUGUACCGCUGCUGCGAGGUUGGCCAGGAGGUCGACGACAGCGAAAGUCCUUAUGUGCAGAAGCAAAAGGACUUUAAGUACAAGAACUGUGGCUGGAGCAACCCGAAGGGCCUGAUUCCCGACGAAGACAAGUUCAACUACACGGAGGACGUCUCCGUCUUCGGCGAGUUUCCUUGGAUGGUGGGUAUCUUCACCGGGCGGCAGAAGUUCCUGUGCGGUGGAACGCUCAUCCAUCCUCAGCUGGUGGUCACCAGCUCGCACAAUGUGGUCAACGAGACGGUGGACACCCUGGUGGCCCGGCUAGGCGAGUGGGAUUUGAACAGUGUAAACGAGCCGUACAUCCACCAGAGUCGGCGCAUUAAGAAGAUCAUCACGCACCCGGAUUUCCAUCCACAAAAAUUGUUCAACGACAUUGCCCUUUUGGAGUUGAAGGAGCCCGUCCAACUGGCUCCGCACAUACAGCCACUCUGCCUCCCGCCUCCUCAAACGCCGCAGCUGAUCAGCCAGCUGCUAUCCUCCACCUGCUUCGCCACGGGAUGGGGCUCCAAGGAUGCCAAAGUUGACAAUCUGGAGCAGGUACUCAAGCGGAUCAAUCUGCCGCUGGUGGAGCAUAGCGAGUGCCAGGCGAAGCUGCGCAUCACGCGGCUGGAGAGCCGAUUCCGGCUCCGCCCUAGCUUUAUCUGUGCCGGCGGCGAUCCUGGCAAGGACACUUGCCACGGAGACGGCGGCUCCCCGCUCUUCUGCACGAUGCCAGGCGAAAGGGACCGCUACCAGUUGGUGGGCAUCGUGUCCUGGGGCGUGGAGUGUGGCGAGGAGGACAUCCCAGGCGUCUAUGCCAAUGUGCCAUACCUGCGCAACUGGCUCGAUGAGGAGAUCAAAGAACUCGGCAUUACUUUGUAGUUUAAACAGAAAAUAAGGCACGCUUUUACAUAAAAAUGAUUUUUUCAAUACUAAUACUAAAGAAACGAAGAUUAUAGUGAAGAUGAAAUUA